AUGUACAGUUCUGAUGAAGAAGAGCUCGAGUGUCCUCUCUGUAUGGAGGAAUUAGAUAUUGCUGAUAGAAACUUUAGACCUUGCCCAUGCGGCUAUAAGAUUUGUAGAUUCUGCUGGCAUCACAUUAGAGAAAACCUUAAUGGAAGAUGCCCUGCAUGUCGAAGAGAAUAUUCAGAGCAAAUUGCAGAAUUUGAGCCCAUUAGCGCUGAUGAAAUUCAACGAAUUAGAAGAGAAAAGAAAGAAAAAGAACGUCAACAAAAGGAUAUGGAAGUUGCCAAUCGUCGACAUUUGGCUAAUAUGAGGGUUGUCCAAAAGAACCUUGUCUAUAUUAUUGGUCUUCAUCCCAAAUUAGCCACAGAAGAGAUAAUAAGAUCGAACGACUAUUUUGGACAGUUUGGCAAAAUCGCAAAGAUUGUAAUCAACAAGAGACAGAUUGCACCUACUUCACACGCCAACGGAGCAACUUCUAUGCAGCCAAGUGCUGCAGUUUAUGUUACUUAUGUUAGAAAAGAGGAUGCGGCCAAAGCUAUUCACGCGGUAGAUGGCAGUGUCAUGGCUGGUAGAAUCUUGCGAGCAUCUUAUGGUACAACUAAAUAUUGCACUUAUUAUCUACGUAACAUGACUUGUCCAAACCCAAACUGUUUAUACUUGCAUGAGCCUGGAGAAGACGCAGAUACGAUAUCAAAAGAAGAAUUAGCCACUGGGUAA
Messenger RNA from Rhizopus microsporus ATCC 52813, 708 nucleotides. RefSeq lists its product as uncharacterized. Gene Ontology annotation, cellular component: CCR4-NOT complex. Gene Ontology annotation, biological process: protein ubiquitination. Gene Ontology annotation, molecular function: RNA binding; metal ion binding; ubiquitin-protein transferase activity. The record is from RefSeq and is a predicted model, not a curated record. The transcript has 5 exons. Bases 1 to 708 code for a protein of 235 amino acids. NCBI's taxonomy places the organism in Eukaryota, Fungi, Mucoromycota, Mucoromycetes, Mucorales, Rhizopodaceae.